This is a messenger RNA of Linum trigynum, 3173 nucleotides long. The record is from the annotation of a GenBank genome assembly. Lineage: Eukaryota; Viridiplantae; Streptophyta; Magnoliopsida; Malpighiales; Linaceae.
UUGAGCGCUUCAAGGCUCGAUUGGUGGCUCGUGGAUUUUCUCAACAAUAUGGGUUGGAUUAUGACGAAAUGUUUAGUCUAGUUUCUAAGAUCACAACUGUCCGCGUACUCUUAGCACUUGCAGCCAGUAAGUCUUGGAUAAUGUGGCAGCUAGAUGUGAAGAAUGCUUUCUUACAUGGAGAGCUUGAUCGAGAGAUCUAUAUGGAGAAACCUAGUGGGUUUGAGAGCACAAACUCAAACUAUGUCUAUAAGCUCAAGAAAGCCCUAUACGGUCUUAAGCAGGCGCCUCGUGCUUGGUAUGGGAAGAUUGGAGAAUUUCUACUCCAAUGCAGAUACUCUGUCACUCCGUCAUAUUCAAGUUUGUUUGUCAAGAAGCAAGAUGGAAAAUUAGCAAUUGUGCUAGUUUAAGUUGAUGACUUGAUCGUGACUGGAGAUGAUAAAGAAGAAAUCAACCGGACUCAAACGAAUCUAUCCAUAAGGUUCCAAAUGAAGGAACUUGGAGAGCUGAAGCACUUUCUUGGACUUGAAGUCGAGAAAAGACAAGAUGGCUUAUUUCUCAGUCAAUGGAGAUAUGCCAUAGUGUUGCUAGAGAAGUUCGGGCUACAAGAGUGCAAGCCUAUGACAACACCAAUGGAGGCUAACGUUCAACUCAACUCACAAGAAGGAAAAGAUUUAGAAGACGUGGCGAUGUAUAGACGACUUGUGGGUAGUUUGAUCUACCUAACUUCGACUUGUCCUGAUAUUUCUUAUGUAGUUGGAGUCGUUAGUCGUUUCAUGCAGAAUCCCAAGAAGGUUCACCUAGAGAUCAUCAAAAGAGUCUUGAGAUAUGUCAAAGGAACCAUUGAACAUGGGAUAUUUUAUAAGAAGGGAGCAGACUGCAAGCUUGAAGGUUAUUGUAAUGCUGAUUAUGCUGGAGACCUAGACAUUUUUCGUUCAACAACAGGAUUGUGUUCACACUCAGUUCAGGAGCAGUGUCAUGGUGCAAUAAAAAGGCAGUCGACAGUUUCACUGUCAAGUACAGAGGCUGAAUAUAGAGCGGCAGCAAUGGCAUCACAAGAGUGCACCUGGCUAGUGCAACUUUUGAAGGACCUUCAUCAAGAAGUUGAUUACCCGGUUCCAUUAUAUUGUAACAAUUUAUCUGCUAUCAAGUUAGCAGAGAAUCCUGUGUUUCAUGCUAGAACAAAUCAUGUUGAAGUUCAUUAUCAUUUUCUUCGAGAGAAAGUACUAAAGGAAGAGAUAGAGAUGAAAGCGGUGAAGACUGGAGAUCAGGUUGCAUAUAUUUUCACUAAAGCAUUUUCGAGGGUCAAGUUUGAAGAGUUCAGAAGCAAACUUGGAAUGAUCAAGAAGAAAUAGAGUGUUGGUGACACUAAAUCACGUGAAAACACUACUCAAGCAUGAUACGAACACUACUCAGAGUAAUGGUAAAUUAAACUUUAAGGGGGAGUAUUGACUCGUUAUGACACAACUCCUAACAAAGGCCAAGUGUAACCAACGAAAGGGACUACAGUAUAGUGGCUCAAGUAAUAAAUAUCGAAUCCACGGGUCUCUAGAGUUACUAUUACUCAGCUUCAGUUCAUUAUCUAGCAAACCAGAUUAAGAUAGAACAACUAAAACUACUCUAGCAAACUACAGUUAAAGUUAAUCUAAUUACAGGUUGGGAACUCACUUGGGUAUGAUUCCCCCUAGCCACUAGCCGGAUUAAUGAUUGAUGAUCUCUAACUUGUUUCACUCUCAUUCAAAAUGCGAAGAUUCCUCAACUAGACCUUGAGUCUCGACUAAAGGAACAAGGUCCUCUUGAUUCAAUUGCCUAGAGGGACGUAUCCUUCUCUAGAACAACCGAUCAAGGCAUUCUGAACUAGAUUCCCUCUAUCGAAUGAGGUUAGCAAUUGAUACAAAGCAGUGAAUUUACCCACGAAUAAAGCAAUCGAUCCAAUACUAUCAAUCUAUGGCGCUCUAUUGACCUAAUCAGGUACUCGCUCUCAUAGGAUCAAAGCAGAAUCAAUAAUCUCGACUAAAGCAGAAUUGAAUCAUGAAAACAUGCAUAGAUUGAAUAUGAACUCAAGAUUAUCAAGUAAGAGUACUCAUACAAUCAUCCAAUCAAACAAACACAGCUAGGGUUCUUCAAAACCUAAGUGAAGGGAAGUUACUCCAUAGAGAAGAGAGAGACUGUAGUAAGAAUCUUCAGAUGGUCAGUCUUCAAGUCCGGGCUUGUUCCUCGAGCUUCCAAGGCAAAGAAAUCCUCCAAUUCCACUCCACGAGUGCCCUCAAAUUUCCCUCUCUCUCUCUCUCUCUCUCUCUCUCUCUAUCUCUCUCUAUCUCUCUCUCUGGUUCGUCCCUUGGGUGUUUGGGAUCCAAAACCCCGCUCUCCCCUCUCAAAAAUUGCAGAAAAUAUACUUAUACCCGAGCAGGGGGCAGAAACACGAUCGGGAACAUGGUCGUGUUUAGUCCUGCCCGUGUUUUAAAUCCCUUCAGCAGCCUUCACAAGAGAGGCUCGGCAUAAAAAACACUGGCAGGUUCCAGAUGAAACACGACCGUGUUUUUAGGGUAGUCUGGCCGUGUUUCUUCCGCCGAACCUGUUCCCUAUAUUCAAUGCUUUGUUUCUCCUUCGUCCGGACUCCGAAUGAGUUGUUGUUUGAUCCUAGACGCUCGUAGUCUUGUCCUCUUUCUUUUCAUGACAAGCUUGCAUAAUUAUUAGUCCAUAAAAGAGGUAUAAAUCCAUUCUUCUUCAGGUCAUGCCUGAGUUUCUUCUCCCGAAUCACCAAUUGAUCUCCGAUUGACUUGAAACUUGCGCCUAUGCCUCCCUUUGCUCACUAGGACCUACAAUGUUACAAAGGAACACAACCUAGCAUAAAACAUACCAAAGAAGCGAUAAUUCAAGCUUAAACAAUCAAGAAACAAAGGGGAAAACAUGUGCAAAUAUCAAGUCAUCAAAUCCCCCCACACUUAACCGUUUGCUUGUCCCUAAGAAAACCUGACUCAAAGCAAUGCAACUCUCCAGAACUUUAUAGCAACACACAACCUCGAUCGUCGGUAGCGGACUUCCUAUAUCAUUUAGCAACUUACAAGGUCAACCGGUCUUCUAAGACAUCCCCCUAUCUUUCUCAAUGCGAGUACUAGACUCAAACUAGGAUCAUUCAAAGUUGUAGACCUAAGACAUAAAAUUCAUGUAUAAUG